Molecule: messenger RNA, 9286 nt
Organism: Varroa destructor (honeybee mite)
Lineage: Eukaryota; Metazoa; Arthropoda; Arachnida; Mesostigmata; Varroidae
Gene: Fak
Product: protein tyrosine kinase 2 Fak
Biological process (GO): protein phosphorylation; signal complex assembly
Cellular component (GO): focal adhesion; cytoskeleton
Molecular function (GO): ATP binding; protein tyrosine kinase activity
Source: RefSeq, a predicted model, not a curated record
UCCGCGCGUUACUUGUCUUGGAAAACAAAAUGCUACGUUCGCUAAUAUUUACAGUGUCCCCAUGCACCAUUUCUAGUAUUUGUGGUGCACGUCAAACAUGUCGGUACAGUGGAAACUGAUUGAAAUUGUGCUGUUCCUGUGACCAAGAAAGAAGUGUUUGACGAGGAAAAGCGCCAUGAAAAGCGAUGACCAUCAAAUGAAGCUGCGUAGUUGUGAUAGUAAUAGUAGAAGUUGAGCCAUUGCGGAAUCUCUACGCAAUGAAAGGGUCUGUCGUAUCUAGCAAGCGUGCACCGCACCGAUGUGCCUCUGGUUUACAGAGAUAUGGCGUGGCUGCCAGAGAAGCGCAUACAAAAGACCGGGAUUGAAUGUGUGGUGUACGCCGUUGAUCUGCUGGGUUAAUGGCAGUGGUACAGGUGUCCGAUGGCUGUGUUUGUGCCAGUCUUAGUUCUGCUCCGAAGUGUUAUGACGGUGAAAAGAUGAGAUGCUCAAGAAACUUUAGAGACGACUACCCCUGCAGCGGCUGUCGGGACUACCAUGAGCGUUACACGAUGUCGAAGCAGUGUGAGGGGAGGAUAGCAAACUUGAUGCAGGGCUGUAUUCAUGAUUUGGUAUACGAAGGCGGUGAUUUUCAUUGAAGUCAACGGCAGGAUUUGUACCGAAAACAGUCUGGGUCCCACUCAGUAGAACAACGCACGUUUAAUCUGAUCUCUUUUGUCGUACCCGUUAUUUGCGUAUUCUAGUACAAGGUGAUAUAUAGCUUGAACAUUGUGAUAUGAGGCAUUAAAUCACUAGUGAACGUGUAAGUGCAACAUACUCCUAAGUAGUGCCCUAAUAUGGAUUUGCGCAAGGAAACAGAUACCCUGGAAUGAGCGUCGUACAUAUCGUUUAAGGAUUCGUUUUAAAGUAUAGGAAUUUCGAUUUAAAACCCUGUAAGCACUAUUUAGCAAAGACAACAGCUGCAACGCCUAAUCGGGGCUUUUGCUUACUGGAUGUUCAUAACAAUCCAAAGAUGACGGCGCCUGUGUACAAUCGAUCAACAAGUAUCCACAAGGGCUGGUCGCACCUAAACACCUUUACACUCAAAAGGGUUCGUCGCCUCAGGUUAGAAUAUCAUCUUGUACGAUUCGUCUCAGUCUAACCAAUCGAACCAAAUGCUGCAAUUUGAUUGCAGGUAUAGACAGUAAUAGGAAAUCGGCUUCUAGCCUAUAAGUAAAAUGCUUUCAUGCGAACUUUUAUACGCAGGCGCCAUAUGCUCAGCUUAAAUUGCCUACGUCUGAUUUGCACAGUCGUCUAUUAAUGACCAAAUUAUAGACGGUUCAGAUUACGGAGAAACGUGCGAUACCUCAAGAAUUACUUAAAACAACUUAUCAUUAGUCAUACACAUUAGAAAUGUGUAACCCAAAAAAAGUAAAAAAAGAAAAGAAAAAUAAGGGGCUGUGUCUUAAACUUACCGUCAUGAGACAUGAUGAUAUAUAUAUAUUGUCAUUUUGUGUCACUUUUUAGGUCCAAACAUUAACGAAAUAUUGUCAACGCGCAGAAUAAAUCAACAUCAUUCUACUUAGGCAUUGUUGUCAUUAGUAUAAGUAUAGCGCUAGCAUUGCUAUACGGCCUCAGCUACAAAAUAGUUGGUUUACAUUUGCAGCGUAAUUAUAGUGUAACAAUUUUUUGAAUAGUUUUUCAUACCGUUGAUAAACAGAACUACAUUUAAAAUAUAAGUUUCAUUUUUAGAUCAGCCGAAAUCAGCAGGCGCCUUCUUGAAAAUCGAAGAAGUUAAAUGUACUGCCGAACUAAACAGAAACGAACGAGGAUUCAAUGAGGUGCCUCAUGAUGUUAAAGUAACCAUGUCUUACGGCCUUCCCGCAGUUCGUUUGAGUGGAGUAAUCUAUUCAGUGAGAGUGAAUGGCCGUAGCCACAUCGGCUGUCUCGUUCUUUGCUUACCGUUGAAGGAAGCAAAGGCCGACCCUCUUUUCGCCCCAAUCUGUCACUCCCGUAUGUAUACAAAUCUCUUUUAGUCCGUAUCUUUAAACCAUCGCUCGUUGAAACGACAAGCAACUAAAGUUGCUUCGCAGUCAACUUUGUAACCAAUAACUAAUGAAUUGAAAUUUGGUUUAAAGCAUAAUUGACUAUAAAACAUAUUUCCUAUUAGUUGGCCAGUGUGUGAACACGUGAAGGUAAAUACCAGCAUCGCGGAUGAUCCUACAAUACUAUAGUAACUUUUAUUAUAGUUGUUUGUAAUUAGCUUAUGGGCUUGAUGCUGACAAGAUAAAGUAUCCCUUAUGAAAUCAAUUCUUAUUCAGGACACAUAAUAAUGAUUACAGUUUACCUGGUAUUUGUUUAACUAUAACGCUGACUUAGCAAUCGUUGUCAGAUGAUGCUGCCGCUUAUGCGUGAAGACGCUUUGAACAUGUGAGAUAUGUUAGAAACAGCUGCGACCAGUGUAAUAGUGAUCCAGGCAAUGACAGUAAUUUGCGUUUAAGGAAAAGGCUAUGCUGCUUUCAGAAGAUUUCAGCUGUCCGCCCGGAUAUGUCGUGCAAUCAUCAGUAGAGCCCAUGAGCCAUAGUGAAGUGCUGAAGUUCGAACGCCAUUUUCUUACAGAUCUUUAGAGCUUUAGGUCUUCCUUCCCGGUUGUGGCUUUAAGGGGCAGUUUACGGACUUAAGCAAGCAAAGCUUUUGGUGCCCCAGUGCCCAUGCCUCAGACUGGAUGAUGCAGGUGGUGAUAGAACGGGAAGUGAUGGGGGUCUAUCUCCGAUGCGACCACCGAAAGCUCCACUUGGGGUCAAUGUUAGCCGAUCUACCGGCCAACAGACAAUCUCAGUCCUCAAGGUCUACUUGAACAAUGGAGAGUUUCGUUCAGUGAAAUGCGGUGACGCAACCGACGUCAAGGGAAUCAUCCAUUUGCUCUGUGGACAACUCCAUCCGUCUCCUUUACCAUUGGAAGCAUUAUUUGCGUUAAGGCUUCGCCAUGCCGCAACGGGUGAUUUGCAGUGGCUUCAUCGCGACACAACCCUCCACCAAGUGCUCGACAAAUAUCUACCCAGGCAAUCGCUUAAUGACUGGCGAUUCGAGCUAAGAGUUCGAUACCUUUUGGCGAAUCUGGAUGAUUUCCUCCAACGAGAUCGAGUAACAUUCACUUUUUUCUACGAGCAAGUUAAAAAUGAUUACCUGAAAAUGCAGGAUGAGGUCGAAGUUGAGUUGGCUAUCACUCUUUGCUGCUUAGAGAUACGACGGUUCUACAAGGAUGUAUCUCAGCUGUCGAUUGAUAAAAAAUCAACGGCGUUGGAAUUCCUGGAACGGGAGGUUGGCUUAGAUAGAUUCCUUCCGGCUUGCGUCCUUCUGCAGCACAAAGCCAAGGCGCUACGCAAGAUGAUUCUUGCACAAUUUAAAAAUGUCGUCCGUCUUUCCGAAACCCAGUGUAUGUUGCAAUUUCUAAGAUCCGUCAAACGAAAAGUCGCCUUCGAUCGAGAAGUAUUUUUAUGCCAACUGGGGACUGGCUGGACAGUGUCUGUGGAGUUGGUGAUCUCAUGUGAGCUGGGUAUUGGCUUUGCAACGGAUGCACGUGGGCCCCUUCGUCCAGUUGGGCAAUUUGCCCAAGUGCAAAACAUCGAAACGAUUGUUCACGAAGGCGACUCCCGUGCUCUUGUGCGGCUUCGGGUGGCCGGCACAGCUGAGCCUCUUAGCGUUUCCUGUGAGAAUCUCCGUGUGGCAGAGGCUAUCGCGGAUCUCGUGGAUGGGUACUGUCGACUAGUACACUCCACAAACGCUUCCUACUGGACUCGAAAAGAACUGAAAGCAGGAGAAUCUGAAAAAUCUGAAAUUAGCAGGGCUGACAACGACUCGGAAUCUGAAAGUACAACCGAUGAUAAUCAUCCUCCACGCUACAGGCGCAGUUCAUCAAAGCCACGCUCAGCUGGUCAUGCUGGAGUUGAAAUUCUCGGCGUGGGCGAAAGCAAAUUAAGACAUUCUGAAGAUUAUGCUGAAAUCGUCGAUGACGUUGAGGGGGAUUACUCCAGCGCGACUCGUGAUCUGGAAUUGGAUCGUGCUACUCUAACACUCGGUGAGGUGAUUGGACAAGGACAGUUUGGCGCUGUUCAUCGGGGAGAAUGGCGCGCUAAAGACGGAACUCGUGUACAGGUUGCCAUUAAAACGUGUAAUGGACAGGGGAUCGCUAAAAGAGAAAUUCAGGAGCAAUAUACAACAGGAGAUGAGCUAACGGAGGACGAUGGAGCUGACAAGCUUCUUGAUGAAGCCCAUACGAUGAAGCAAUUGGACCAUCCUCACAUCAUUCGGCUGGUUGGAACCUGCUCGUCGGCACCUGUAUGGAUCGUAAUGGAGCUUGCUCGAUUGGGAGAACUAAGGGCGUUUCUGCAACGCCACCGUGACCGUAUAACGCUGCCUCGACAACUACUGUGGUCUCGCCAGCUAGCUUCUGCAUUGUGUUACAUACAACAGAAGGGUCUUGUGCACCGAGAUGUAGCAGCCAGGAACGUGCUCGUGGCUUCGAGAGACUGUGUUAAACUUGCCGACUUCGGUCUUUCUAGAGAGCUGGGACAUGCUGCCGAAUAUACGGCAUCUCGUGGCAAACUGCCGAUUAAAUGGAUGGCUCCAGAGUCGAUCAAUUUCCGGCGAUUUACGUCCGCGAGUGAUGUGUGGAUGUUCGCCGUGUGCGUUUGGGAAAUCUUAAGUCUGGGUAUCAAGCCGUUCCAAGGAGUCAAAAAUGGUGAGGUGGUAGCACGUUUAGAGGACGGUGAACGGCUUCCUCUGCCGCAUGGCUGUCCUCCGAGACUCUACAGUGUACUCUCGCUGUGUUGGUCAUACGAUCCUGCCAAAAGACCCACGUUCCUAUUUCUUAAAGAAGCAUUGCUCGAAAUCUACAACGAGGAACGUGCACAGGCGGAAUCAUGUCGUAGGGAGCUGCGUCGCACAAACGCGCUCUCUUGGGGCUCCGAUGGGUCGGACGGUUCGGACGAACCACCACCAAAGCCCGCGCGACCUGCCAGCGAACAUCGAAAUAGUGUAUGUGGUACCCCCACGCCGCCGACCACGGCGACAGCUUCACAAGCCUCAUCUGGUUCUGCUACUGUUGCGCCCUUGGCCCCGGCCACCUACAUUGUAGCAGAAACACCCGAAGUUCUUGCACGGCUGAUGCGUGACAAUGACGGGUCGAUGCCGCCUGCGUGGGCGUAUGUCGCACCCGCUUCGCCAACAAAUACUUUUGCCGUUGGUGGUCACAAUAUGACCAGCUUUGAGGGUGACCGAGUGAUUUCUCCAACUGGCGCAACCACUCCGGAAAUUUCCCCUCCUUUAGGGGCACUCGGAGUUGCGGCGGGGGGCGUUGCAGCAGCUUUGGAAGCAGCAGCUCGGGAUGCGGGGCUUGUGGCUUCGACCUCGGGGGCUACCAACGAAUCUUCGUUGUCAGUCUCAUGUUCGCCAUCUAACGUCGCACUUUUACUACCUGCUGGUGGCAGUAACGCUUUCAACACUCACCUUCAACAGGAUAACCCGCCGCCCCCACCUGCUCCAAAGUCACCUCCUCUACGAAGCAAACCCUUAGGAGUGUCAAGUGGUUUGGGAUCGACCUUGGUAGAUGAGCGUGAUCUGCUAGAAAAGCGGUUACUUGAGAUUAAAAUCAAAGACCAGCAACGAGAAGCUGAACGCGAUCAAAGGUGGCUGAACGAGCAGCCCCUACCAUUCGGGACACCGCCACCACAGGCCUCUGUCACUGGUCCGACAUUAGGCCAAACUUCACUCUCAAGUCAUGCUAGAGCACGUCAGUAUCAUCUAGGCACCUCGACCAAUAACAACAGCUCAGCUAACGGGAUGCCUAAGUCACCAGCUAGUUCACAUUCGAUAUCUGUCGGGUCGGCGACGCCCAGUACGUCAGCAGUCAUAACGCCGCGGGUUGGAUCAUCAACGGCUAACAGAUAUGGUGAGGGCGAACCCAUUUAUGAAGCAACCACCGGCGUGGUGCGAGCGGUAAUGCGGCUGUCGGAAGGUGUUCGGGCACACCAAGCUGAAGCCUACGUAGAGCUGGUCCGCCAAACUGGGCUGGCAUUGCGAGGACUUUUGGCUGCCGUCGACGGCCUGUCCCCCACAGUGCUCGGGGUCGAUCCGCGCACCCGGCGGGUGGAACCGGCCCAGCGCGUACUCAGCGCUGAUAUGGCAGCUCUCGUGUCAGCUGUCAAACUCGCAGUGCAACGACCAACAGAUAGCGAACAGCGAAGGGCCAUGCUGGAGGCGGCUCACUCUCUCGCCGUGGACGCAAAGAACCUCUUGGAUAUCGUCGAUUUGCUAAGAACCACGGAAGUUACCGGCGCUCACGAAACGCCAGCUGCCACUUCAUCAUCCUCCAUGAUGUCUGUGAGCUCCAGCGUGACAAAAUCUGGAAUAGUGACAUCAUUCGGACGCCACAGCCGUAGUGGCAGUCAAAGCGAAUGCGGUUCGUCAAUUUCUGGCGAACGUAUCUUGCAGAGCGAAUGCUCGACACCUCGCAGUUCUACACCAACAUCAUUCAAAAGUGAGAGUCUGCCACGAUCAACAUCGGCGUCACACCAUUCGGAGUCGCAAACGGGGGGGCAAAGCCUACGUUCAGGGGCGUCUACGCCUGGACUCGGGCUAGCCCUCUCACAAGGUACCAGUCACGCAGAAUCCGUGGGUAGCUUGCCGUGUUUAGGAAGGUCCACACCGAGCAACACAUUUAGUAGUUUCCAGAGCUGUGCAAGCGGUAGCAAUCUUGGGGGCAGCCUUCCACGUAGCGGAGGUCUCGUGGCGGGACUCGUUGAAGCUAUUAAUAGCGGAUGCUCAUCACGAGCCUCACCUCUUACGUCACCGCAUUCUCAAAACAGUUCGAAUUCGGUCAGUUUAAACGGGUCAAUCGGUAUCGCACCUCCAGCUUUCGUGAUCCCUGCAUCCAUAGACGGAUCACUGUUGAACGUCAAAGGAGUUGGCCCAAUGCGUAAACAGAAUUCUACGUCAAGUUUAGGCACGGUACUGGAUAGCGCCUCAGCUGGGGGGCAUACAUCUGUGAAAAUGAUGGCAAGCGACGGACCACAACACCACCAUCAAAGCAGCAGCUUGCGAAAGAUGUCCACAAGCAGUAUCGACGAACAGAUAAGCUUACACGCCACGCGGCCUCACGCUAGCACAGUUUCAAUACCAAGGAAGCCUCCGCCAGGGCACAAGCCCCCUCUACCUUCCACAACCGCCAGUGGUAUCUACGAUAACCCGUAGAUCCAGCAUCGCAUUUUCAAGUCUAAAAAUGACGCCCACGAUAUUAGCAUGGCGCCUGGCAAAAAAUUUCGUCUGCAGUACGGAUAAUACAUCCUCAUAUUAAUAGCUAUUAUAACGACGAGCAUACGAAGUAAUGAAUCACAACAUUUUUCCGCUGAUGAAUGAAGAUGUGCCCACUCACGUCUCAUCUCCUUGUUUACAAUUGAGAACAGCGAGUUCAUUCGCUUAAAUGGAAACAGGAGGUCAGGAAAUAUAGUCAGGAAUAUGUCGCUGGUAUGGGACAAUUUAAGUAGCGUCGGCAUACCUGCCAAUGGACAUCAACAUCGGGAGGAAAGAACAUAAUUUUCAUGUUUACGGCAGUUGUAGUAGCUUCAAGCCAAUUGGUCAAUUUUGCGAUACCUCAGACAACUGCAAUAUGCAAACGUAGUCAUGAUAUCCGUUAUAUUCAAACGAUACUAAAUUAAAUACGUUAACUUACUAGCAAAACGGAUCAAUUGGAUGUACGAAAAAAUUGACCUGGCACAUUAAUCAAAGAAUUUUUUGGCCGAAAAAAAAUAGGCGAAACUGCAGAGUAACUCAAUUUACCCAGGGCGCGUUAAACUUUCUAUGUCGUAACGACACACUACUUGCAUUAAUUUAAAAGCUGGUCGAAUUGUCGUUAGUAAUAGCUUAAACUGAUCAUGAAAAAAAUCACGCAUACAGGCAGAAAAAAUAUGCUAUUUAAUGAAACGUGAGGAGUAGACAGCUUGUAAAGGAGCUUUUCUCAAAUAGAGUAGAUGCGCUUGUGGCCCAAAUUUGUCAAAGCUUUAAGCUCAACUUAAACAUGUAUAUAAUUUGUGUAUAAAUAGGACUGAGUAUUUAGAAUUGAUUUCCGUAGAAAGAACACAUUUUCAAACAACUGAGGAGAUGUGGUGAUAAUCCUUCAGAACGAGGGAUGCAGAUUGAACAGUACAUCAAAGACACCCGUUUUACAGAAGCACUCAAUAGGACGCGUUAUCAUAGCUCAGAUCUGAAGUCGUAGAGAUCGCUUGCGUGAUCCUUGUAGCCUUAGGCACUAUUGAAUUUCAAAGAAAGAUCUCUGAGCAAAAAAUUGAUAAUUUUAAGACUACCCACGUUUUUGCACAUAGCGGAUCACGUUUUAUUCUUGGCGAAAUCUUAAAGAACAAAAGAAAUUAAGCUAUUGGGCAAAGUAAUCGAUGCGAUUCUCUUAUCUGCGUGGCAUUGGCCAUGCAAUACUUUCAACAUCAACCUCAUCUUAAUACACUCAAAAUUACACCAACUGCAAUUUCAAUCUAGACAUAUCAUGCGAUUUUCUGGUACAUCCUGAAAUUAGCAGUAUUGUUAUAAGAUUUGCUUGCAGAAGGGGCUAACACGUACAAUUUCGUGAACAGGACGCUUUACAUUUACCACGAUGGUUAAAUAAUUCUAAGAAAAUACUGCUGUAUUUAGUGUACCUAGAAAGAAGAAGAAGAGACAAGACGCGUGCCAAUUAUUUUCGACACCAAGUGCUCGUCUGAUAUUGGCAAGGCACAUGGUAUAACGACUCUGGAAAGCAGAAACUCCGAGCCCAACUUUGAAAUAGCACUUGAUUAAUACUGGGCCAUGGAAAAAGUAUAACGCAAUAGGGCUUUGUGACAUCAACUUUCAUUGCUCUAUAUAUGAUAUAAGGUUAAAUGAAAUCCGUGGCUUGAAUGUGAUUGCUUCUACAGACAGUCCCAUUUUUUCGUUUUUUGUAAACUUAUGACAUGACUAAUUUUCGUAAUUGUAACGAAUGAAAACUUAGGUUUUGUUAUGUGUUUGUCAGUACGCUUAUCUUACACUGACGUAUCCUAACGUCACGAGUCAUGAUUCACAUUAUAUAUAUAUAUGCAAAGCGUUUGUAUACGUCCGCUCCGAGCUAGAAUUAACCUGCUGUGGGCGUUUACUAAAGAGAACUAGCAUGAAUGAUAUUAGUAUUGAGCGAAUGAAUUUGUCUAGAAAGCGAAAGGGUCUGCCUCGGACAAUGAUUUAUGGACAACAAGCUAAACGCCAAUAAACCAUUUGUAUGCCAACUUUGGUA